Messenger RNA from Hordeum vulgare subsp. vulgare (domesticated barley), 2132 nucleotides. RefSeq names its product sucrose transport protein SUT3-like. The transcript has 11 exons. Gene Ontology annotation, cellular component: membrane. Gene Ontology annotation, molecular function: sucrose:proton symporter activity. Bases 49 to 1572 code for a protein of 507 amino acids. Lineage: Eukaryota; Viridiplantae; Streptophyta; Magnoliopsida; Poales; Poaceae. The record is from RefSeq and is a predicted model, not a curated record.
AUUUGUAGGCCCCUCUCUCUUUUGGCUAGCUAGUUAGAGAUCAUUGGUAUGGCCGACCACAUGGAGCUCUCUGUGGAGAGCGGCGGCGGUGGCAGGCCCCCGCCUAGGCCGCAAAUCAGCCUUGUGGGACUGUUCUUGGCGUGCAUGGUCGCUGGCGGUGUGCAGUACGGCUGGGCGCUGCAGCUCUCCCUCCUCACUCCCUACGUCCAGACAUUGGGAAUACCUCACGCUCUUACUUCAGUUAUGUGGCUUUGUGGACCUAUUGCUGGAUUAAUUGUGCAACCAUGUGUGGGUCUCUCUAGUGACAAGUGUGCUUCACCCCUAGGGAGGCGGAGACCGUUUAUCCUUUCAGGAUGCAUCGUCAUCUCCAUAUCGGUUGUAAUUGUUGGGUUCUCUUCGGACAUUGGGUACGCACUCGGCGACACAAAGGAAGAUUGCAAAGAUUACACUGGGCCUCGGUACCGUGCGGCCGCCGCUUUCAUUUUGGGAUUUUGGCUACUCGACUUCUCCAAUAACACAGUUCAAGGUCCAGCACGCGCGUUGAUGGCCGAUUUAUCAGGUAAACACGGACCGAGUGCAGCCAACGCGAUCUUCGUCUCUUGGAUGGCUAUAGGAAACGUCCUGGGAUACUCCUCUGGCUCCACCGACAAAUGGCACGAGUGGUUUCCCGCGCUCCGAACAAGAGCAUGUUGUGAAGCCUGUGCGAACCUCAAGGCCGCCUUCUUGGUCGCAGUGAUAUUCCUGGGUUUUUCUACGAUGGUAACAAUGAUCUUUGCAAAGGAGACGCCGUUGGACCCUGAGCUGGCGAAGCAGGGCGAAGGGGAGGCGACGGGCCCGCUUGCUGUAAUCAAGGGCUUAAAGAACCUGCCGACCGGCAUGCCACAGGUGCUCAUUGUGACCGGCCUCACGUGGUUGUCAUGGUUCCCCUUCAUCCUCUUUGACACGGAUUGGAUGGGCCGCGAGAUAUACCACGGCAGGCCGGACGGGAGCCCCGCGGAGAUCGCCGCCUUCCAAGAGGGUGUCCGGCAGGGUGCCUUCGGCUUGCUUCUCAACUCUGUGCUUCUCGGGAUAAGCUCCUUCAUGAUCGAGCCCAUGUGUCGGAAGCUCGGACCAAGGACCGUGUGGGUCGCUAGUCAGGUCCUCGUGUGCAUCGCAAUGGCGCUGGUCGCCAUCCUUGGCGCAUGGUCGCUCGGCGACUUCGGCGGCAACGUGCAAGACGUCGCGGCAACGGAAAAGGGCCUCAAGACAUCAGCCCUCGUCCUUUUCGUCUUCCUCGGACUUCCCUUUGCAGUUCUAUGCAGUGUUCCGUUCGCUGUGACGGCACAACUUGCCGCCAGCAAAGGUGGUGGACAAGGACUGUGCACGGGGAUCCUGAAUAUCGCCAUCGUGACGCCCCAGAUGAUCGUCGCCAUCGGCGCUGGACCGUGGGACGAGCUGUUCGGGAAGGGAAACAUCCCAGCGUUUGCCCUGGCCUCUGUGUUCGCCUUCACCUCCGCCGUGGCCGGAACAAUCAUGCUACCCAAGAUGUCAAAAAGCAGCUUCCGAUCCGUCAGCAUGGGCGGGGGCCACUGAUUCCGCGUAUCUGGAACCAUCCGUUCCUAUAGCUUGUGAUUCGUACGUUGGGUAUGUUGUGCCGGUAGUUUGUUUUCUCUUUUUUUUUUUUUUUUGAGAAAUGUUUGGCCUGUAGUUGACUGACGUCAAUCUUGAGUGAUUUUGUUCAAUGGAAUGGACUUCAUCCCAUUAGUUUUAGGUUAGUCGGUUAUGCAUUAGCCCGGUACUAGUCGAUUUAUUUCUUUGGUGAUGCUUGUUUUUUUGUUUUUUUUUUUUUUUUUUUUCGGGAAGAUGCUUGUUGUAGCUUGGGUCACUAUUCCUCUUGUUUUCUUGAGACAUUCAUUUUCAUUUUUCUGGCAAUUGCGAAGGCCAUUUUAGAGUCCAGUGUUUGUUUUCAUUGUUUUGAUCGUCCAAGUGGUCCGAGUAUAUAUUUUUUAGUAUACCAUCCUUUUUUUCCUUUCUGUGCAUGUCACUAUUUACUACUUCCUGUGUUUUACAAUAAGUAUAAAUUUACAACUAAAUUAGUAUAAAUUUUAUACUAAAUGAGCAACAUUUAUUUUAGAACGGAGGGAGUGAUUUUG